GAACUUCGUGUGGAAUUCCUAUUCCUUUCCUUUCUUGUUGGAUAUUUGGGUUGUUUCUUGUCUCCGUUCUGUUGCCUAUCUUUCUUCCCACCUUAUUGUCGACUUUCCGUGAAGGUUGAGAAGGGCCUGUACUAUUACACCUACCGAUUCUUCAACAAACAUGUCUUUCGAUAACAAAGGGUCCAUUACCACCUAUACCGAAGUCGAUCCCCACGAUGUCCAACACCAAAAUCACAUGAAAAAGAUUCGCUUGAUUGACGGUGUCCGCAUAGGCCUCACCGGGCUUGCUCUUCUUUGCGGUCUUACUGUGCUCGGUACUUCAGCCAACACCCUGGCUGUGUAUAACACAACCCACCUAUCAAGCGAUUUCCACCUACCAUUGUGGCCUGAUCGAUUUAAUGUUCGUCCUACGGUGGCGCUCGUGGUUGGCGGAACCCUGGUGGCCAUUGCCAACAUCGUGUCUUUACUGUUCAGCAAGACCAGACUUCGCAACCAGGUCUCGAUUCACUCAUCCGUCGCCCUUGCUGCACCCUUUGUGGGUUUCACGGCUGUCAUGAUCAGCAUGAUAUUCUUUUAUGUCGUCAAUGCCUCGACGACAGAUAACACACUACAGAGCUGGAGCUGCCUGUGGGGCUCUGCGGUUUUGAGUGCAAAGCCACACUUCGGCUCGUUGUGUAAUGAGAGCCAAACAGCUCUAUAUUUGUCCAUUGUGCUGGUGCCGGUUGAAUUGACCAUUCUCACACUCGCUGGGUAUCAGUCGAUUUUAGAGAGAAAGUCUAUCAGUGCCAGGCCAUUGCCAAAGUCUGGCAGCCCUGUGCCAUCGUCGUAAGAUAUGACAGGUCAUGGCGUCUUUAGCCUAGCUCUAAACCUGCACAUGGCCGUGUGCUAACGCCCCUACAAUAACACGAGGUCCAAUGUUUUUCUUUUCUUUUUCUUUUUCUUCCAGGAUCUUCUUUGACAAACUUGGAGGUGGGCAAGAGAGUUCAACUGAUAGGCCGCGGGCGAUAGAUGAAGCCGAAUUACGGACGGUGGUAAUCUGUAUAACAACUGUAAGAGUGCAGCGGGAAGAAGUGGCGAUGAGUUAUAUGUUAUCUAAAUGGAUGGUGCGGGUUGACGUUCUGGGUCACGUCCAAUAUAUACCAGAGACAGAGUGAUUGGUGCGAUAUUUCGGAUCUCGGUAGCGCAUAAUAACGUUUAAUUCGG
This is a messenger RNA of Hypoxylon fragiforme, 1203 nucleotides long. RefSeq lists its product as uncharacterized. Lineage: Eukaryota; Fungi; Ascomycota; Sordariomycetes; Xylariales; Hypoxylaceae. The transcript is spliced from 2 exons. The record is from RefSeq and is a predicted model, not a curated record. Bases 161 to 829 code for a protein of 222 amino acids.